UCUGUUUUCUUGAAAUCGCGUCACUUCCACCUUUUUCUGGCUCGUUUCGUUUGGCUGGCUCUCACUGACGGCGGGUGAGUUGUUGGCGAUUCGGAACGAGGCUCGGCAAAAGAUGCGGCGUUGGAUCUGGGCCCGCUAUCGUGCCAGACGCCUUUGGCUGGGUUUUCGCUCGCGCGCUCCGAGCCACUCCAUACAAACCAACAUGUCCUGUAUGGUGGCACGUGGGGGACGCCGAACGGCCGUAUCCGGCAAGUCUGGGGACGGCCCGAAAGGCCCAUCGGCUGUGGAAAAAACGGGUGCAAGUUAUGAGCUGCACAUCAGGAGAGCCUUGCGGUUUUUAGCCCUUGCGGUUUUUAGCAAUAGCGCAUUUUCAACCAGACCCUGGUUUCAAGAUUGGCGUGCAGGCUCUUCGCCGGCCAAGUGGCUGCGAAGGUGCCGGCCGUCUGAAGGCAGUCUGAUAUCCGUCUGAUAUCAGUAGAAGACACCGUCGCUCGGAGCUGGGUUUCCCCGCUGACCCUGCAUCAAAAUCCUCAAUUUUUUUUCAAAAAAAUAAC
Molecule: messenger RNA, 554 nt
Organism: Metschnikowia bicuspidata var. bicuspidata NRRL YB-4993
Lineage: Eukaryota; Fungi; Ascomycota; Pichiomycetes; Serinales; Metschnikowiaceae
Exons: 1
Coding region: 113-469 (118 amino acids)
Source: RefSeq, a predicted model, not a curated record